AUGGCUCGAGCUGGACGAUGCCUUCAGAUGGCCAUUUGCCUACUGGCGGCGCACAGUGCAAAUGCAGACACCUUCAAGGAGAAGAAAGGCCUCAGAGCACCACAGUCAAACGCUGCGGCCUUCCGAACGGAAGUGCGGAAUGCCAUGGACGAGGCCCUGGGCUGCGGUGGAGAGGUCAGCGACGAGCAUUUGCAGGCCAUCGAAGAGGUGCUGCUCCCCAUGUACGUCACCCUGCCGAAGAAUGGCUUUGACCGCAUCGAGCGCCGCUCCCUCCGGUAUUUGGCCUACCGCUACUUCCACCGGAAGUCAGCUUUGGUGGUCCACGGCUUUGAGCCUACCCGGGUGGUCAAUGAUUCCAGCUGGGGGGCCGCAGCCAUCCUUAGCGAGCAGGUGCCGGGCUACGUGGAGUCGGUACUGGAGUCCUCGCACGCGGCGGAGCACGGCUUCGACAUCCACGACGCCGCGCACAUGGUCGCGGUCUUGGAGCAGCUGAUCUUCGACUCAGAGAGCUCCUUGCUGGAGAAGGUCUACAACUUGCAGCACAAGCCGAUGACGCGGGCCCUGUCCGACCAGGGCCUUCAGCAGCUUUUGGAGGCCUACAUCGCCAUUUGGAUGGCUGGCGACGACGUCAUUUCCGUGCUGGGAAACAACCGGGAGCUGGCGGAGAUCUUCCCUCACUGGGACUUCAUCCUGAAGUUUGUGCGCGGCCAGAUCCAGGCUCUCCAGCACCAGCGUCAGACGCCGGUAUCUUCAGCGCGGAAGGGCGGCAACGCGCUGCUCAAGCGCUUUUCCUUCGAGGAUGCCCACACAGUGGUAGGUGGAAUCACCAAGUCCUUCGCCUCUUUCUGGGAGUCUGAGUGCAGGGCCAUGAAGCACAAGCUGGUGACCUUGGACCGGAAGCGCACGGGCCGGGUGCCGCUGGCCAAGUUCUACGGGAAGUCGCUGAAGGACGACGAGUGGCGCUUCGGGGAGUCCGAGUCCUAUCUGCGUGAGCUCGGCGCCCUGGACGAGACCUCCUGGCUGGGCAAGCAGGUGAUCAUCCCCAACUACAUCCAGGGUGCUUCCAACUGCAUCGUCACCGCGAAUCACUACUCGGUGUGCUGCAUCAACGAAUGCGAGCCCAUCAUGGCGGAUAUCGAGGCAGAGGUGGCGGGCCCCUUUGCGGAGGUGGAGCACCUCAUGUCGCUGGUGGGCAACAUGACGGCGCUCACCACCCUGGAGGACGAGGUGGACGUGCAUUUGGACAAGUCCCUGGUGGCGCAGCUGCAGGCCAUCGCCAAGGAACACGGGGGGAAGGUGCCGAUCCACGGGCGUCUCUUCGCCCAGUGGCUGCACUACGUCUUCCCCCGGGACUGCGCCUUCCCCUACAAAAGCGGCCAGACCCAGGCCUUGUCCCCCAGCCAGUUCGGCAAUGGCUACUUGGCCUCAGAGGAUGAGAUGGAGACCCACGCCAAGGACACCACGGCAGAGAUCCCCUUGGCCACCAUGAAGCGUGAGGAGCUGCAUUGGAUGUCUCAGUGGAGCGAAGAGGAGGAGCUCAUCGUGAGCUACGAGGGCCACAUCACGGCAGGGAAGUCCUUGGAGUUUCUCAAGGUGCUGGGCUUCGGGUGCUUCGCCGUGGCGGUGCUCAUCGGGGGCAUCAGCUUCAACCGCAAGGGCCAGGUCUCGAACCAGCCCUUCCUGCUGCCCGGCGCUGGCAGCAAGACGCACUUUGUGUGA
Messenger RNA from Effrenium voratum, 1719 nucleotides. The record is from the annotation of a GenBank genome assembly. NCBI's taxonomy places the organism in Eukaryota, Dinophyceae, Suessiales, Symbiodiniaceae.